Molecule: messenger RNA, 220 nt
Organism: Acaulospora colombiana
Lineage: Eukaryota; Fungi; Glomeromycota; Glomeromycetes; Diversisporales; Acaulosporaceae
Source: the annotation of a GenBank genome assembly
ACAGGGAAGAUGAGGAACUCAAGAGGAGCGUUGCUGCUUGCAGAGAGUAUGCUACCAAGAAGCGAGAUGUUCCAGAGGACGAGCUCCAGCCCACGUUAAGUCCCGGAGAGGCAGCGUUUGCCACAAGGAUGUGGGAGUUUAAAAAGCACAAGGGCCCCGGAAGCGAUACCCAGGAAGAAGGUUCGAAUGAGGACAAUCUCCCUAACCAGGAAGCCAACAA